AUGGCUGACCACAAUCAGCCUAGGCCCAGGCUACGAUCCACAGAAACAUCAAGGAGUCACCCACUCGCAGCUACCCCCUCUCACCCUUCACUCACUCGGCGCACAUCAACAGGAGUUGCUUCAGGAGGGGCCCAGCUCACCCCCUCUAUGUCAUUACCCGCAAGUCAAGAUCUCUCCCCUUUUGCCCAAGACUUUCAUCCUCCAACGUAUCAUAGACCACAUGCAAAUACUAUUUCCACGGCUCGACCAUCUCGUCGUACAGGGAAUGGACUGAGUGAGGCCCAACUGCUCGGCGUAGAGUCCAGCAGACGUAGUGGUCAUUGGUCCAACCUCACUUCGCCUACUCUGCACAACCACCCUAUAGUAGAAGAUCAGCAGAUCAGUCAGUAUAGAUCACCCAAAAGAGGCGAUUCAUCAAGCUCUAGGCUGUUUGGUUAUCUGGAUAGUCUCAGUAAAGAGGAAUUAGCUAUCGUAGAGACUAGAUUUGAUCUCAUGACAGAUGAUGAGCUAAGGCAGUAUAUCAGAAAAAGCCCUUCGUCACCUCCAACGCCACUGGAAUCUUCCACUAGCGAGUCACUCAAUCCUUCAAGAGAUGACACCGCUCCUCCUCGACCAGAUUCUGCCGAUCAUCCACCUCUGUUCCCGCCUUCACCUCCUGCCGGCGAUCCCGUUCUGGUCCCCUCCGAUCAUCCCCUCAAAGUGCUCAGUAAAGCUAUAGCAGAGUUGCGAGAAGUGAUCGAGAGGGUAGAAGAUGAGAAUAUAAAGCUGAAAAAGGAGAAUGCAGAAAAGAGCAAACCAAAGACCAGACGUAAAUCUGCAGAUCAGAUAUCAAUCCAUGAUGGUCUCACCGAGGCAAUAUCCACCUCACUCACUUCCAGCUCCCCUAUCAACGAAAUACCCUCCAACCCUUUGGUAAUCCCCAGCGACGUCUCAUCUGUCCGGUCCAUCUCCCCAACUCCAUCCAACAGAAAGACCAGAAGACCACCUUCCAUCGCUUCUUCCUUAUCUGUCCCCUUCCCAUCAUCUCCCAUCACUCCUUCCAUCCCUCCUACUCGCUCUUCUGGCUCCACCAGGGGCACCGAUACAUCUGGAGGUGCUCAAGCGAAGAAGAACAAUAGGUCGACUUGGACAUCUGGAUUGUGGGUUUGGAGUGGGGCCAAGAAGACGGUCUCUAGUAAUCAACAGGCCAAGGGACAAGGGAAUUCACCUAUACCAACCGAAGAGACCUCUCUGACCACCUCUGAAUCCGUUAUAACAGACGAAGAUGACCCCGAAGCAUGGCGGAAAGGCGAUGGAGGCAGUAGUCCCGCUUUUAAGGCGAUCUUCCUAGCUACGCGAAUCAUCACCCCCGACCCAUCAUCUAUAUUACUCUCUUCUGAGAUUCCGUCAAACUCACUGAUAGCCUACCUGGCUCACUCGUUGAUUAGCAAUGCGCGGGACGACGGUAUUGUAGCUCGAGAUGCUGUAUCGGAUAGGCAGCGUUCCAGGGACAUUUCCCGAAGUCGUGCGACCUCUGUUGGCAGUCAGUAUCCUUCAGUAGAUCAAGACAAGACCAGAGAAGGGAAAGGUGCUGGGUAUGGGGAUCAAGCUCUUGCUGCGACCGCAUCUUUAGGUCGAACCUUGCUAUCUUCAGUGUCCAAUGCUACGAUCAGAGGUACAAGAGCGAUAAGCAAUAUCACCGACGAACCCAGACCAUCUCUACUCCAGCGUACAUCGUCUUCACGUGCUUUCCCAACCACGGCUAUAUCUGCACCUUCUGCUGUAGGUCAAUCGGGGUCAUCGGCGACGUCACCCACAGAGGAAAGACCCCUUCCUUCGGUGGAAUUAUCAUCCAUCGUACCCGAUGAUAUCCGUCCUCCGACUGUCACCCUAUCCAGGCAGAAUCUAGGCUCGUUCUUCCAAAACACGAAGACGAAAAUAGCCACUGCCAGUCGAUUUGAGAGUGAAGAUGAGCCAUUGACAGAUAGAUACGGGUUCAUAUACGAUAUCCAGCACGCCAAAAUGCUGAAGGACGCUUCUGCGGCUGGUACUUCCGCUCCAAUGUCGUUGAACGGUACCCUAGCACCUGUAGCGGACAAGGAGAACGAAGGGUGGAUAGCGAAAAGACGACGUGACUCGCACGGAAGUCAGAAAUCAAUGCAAACUCAGAGAGAACCCAAAUCCCCUGAUAUUAUUGACUCCACCUCUAUGCCUUCACCUCGAAGAUCUACCGAUUCAGUCCGUGUUCAGACACCUGAAAGUGGUUCACCGCCUAAAUCCCGUUCAUCAUCUCAUGUUGACACCCAUCGACAUAGAUCUUCCACUCUACUCAGUCUCAACCCGUCUCCUGCUAAACCAGUCACGGCGAAAGAUCACCUCACAGUAUCCUCCAGAGGAGCAUCAUCACUCCAACCCGCCAUUACACCUACCUCGAGCAACUCACCGCCAUUAUCCGCUUCUCUUACUCACUCGUCACCUAUUGUCGAUUCUCCCCUCAGCGCUAGUGCUAGUCGGUUGACCGUAUCAAGCUUGUUAGAGCAAUUGACAGAAAUACACGAUAGACAGCAGCAAGAGCGAUUGAAAGAAUGGGAUGCUUUCCUGAGACGAAGGGCAAGACAUAUACAUGAUACAUUAUCUGGUAGUAAUCAUAAAUCGGAUGAUCUCAGAUGGCGUUCGGGGCUGAUAGGGAUAAACCAAAUGGGCACGAGCGGGAAAGGAGGUCAGGAGGAUUGGAAGGUUUUCACGAGGCUGGUCAGGAAAGGUAUACCAUUAAAGUAUAGGAGUGAUGUUUGGGCUGAAUGCUCCGGUGCGAAAGACCUGAUGGUUCCAGGCGAAUACGCCGAGAUCCUCGCAGUGCACAAAGACGAUCUGUCACCUGUCCACGCGGACAUAGAGAAAGACGUAUCUCGCACCUUCCCCGGUAAUGUGUUUUUCGGAGGUGAUGGACCGGGCGUGGCUAAGCUCCGAAGGGUUCUGACGGCGUAUAGCUGGCACAAUCCGGCGGUAGGGUACUGCCAAGGAAUGAACAUGCUCGCUGCUACACUGCUCCUUACCCACACUGACGAAGAACAAGCCUACUGGGUGCUCACAUCCCUCAUCGACCGACUGUUACCUCCACAAUUCUACUCCGCUUCGUUGUUAGCAUCCCGUGCCGACCAAGUCGUACUGAAUGACCUGGUCGCCCAACUCGUACCAAAGAUACAUGAUCACUUGGAAGGACUGGGAGUGGAUCUAGCCAGUGUCACUUUCGGAUGGUGGUUGAGCUUGUUCACGGAUUGUUUGCCUGUCGAAACGCUCUUUAGAGUCUGGGAUGUUACAUUUGUCGAAGGACACGAUACUCUAUUCCGAGUGGCUAUAGCUAUUCUCAAACUCAACGAAGCGGAAAUAUGCGCUACAGAAACCGUCUCCGACUUAUUCUCAUUCAUAUCCAGCAUGACAUCUAGAUUAUGGAAUGCGGAUAAGCUGAUUGCGCUCCAACACUCCUACAAACCCAUCAUAAGACAUAUAGAUAUCGUAGCCCGCUGUGAAAAGGCCGUCGGUCAACUGCAAGAGGAGAUGGGUGAGGAGUAG
Messenger RNA from Kwoniella botswanensis, 3549 nucleotides. RefSeq lists its product as uncharacterized. Bases 1 to 3549 code for a protein of 1182 amino acids. The record is from RefSeq and is a predicted model, not a curated record. The transcript has 11 exons. NCBI's taxonomy places the organism in Eukaryota, Fungi, Basidiomycota, Tremellomycetes, Tremellales, Cryptococcaceae.